UCAUUGAGCUGUCAAUUCAUACUACGCUGCGGUCGUUCGUUUGCCUAAUGGGAUUUUGUUUGAUCUUCGAUUUUCGGCAUUUUGUGUUGUGAUUUACCUACGUGAAAAUAUUGUAAAAUGCUAUCGCUUGACUUUAUUGAGUUAAAGUAAGAUCUUCCAACUAUUAUUGAUUCAUGAAACGUAAUCAAAAUGCCUCCUAUAAACUCCAAAUCAAAAAAGGGAGGCGCCGAAUACGAGAACAUAUUAGUGAGCAAAGGCACAGCCUUGGACUUUGAGCGCUACAUACAAGAGAAUAAGACUUUGCUAUUGAAUGACCCGCUCAGGGAUAUCCUACUGUACCCCACUGAUGAUGUAUCUAGUGUUGUCCUACCGCGCCGCUGGCGCACGGUCACGACGGCAGUGCCCGACGUGCGAACCGCAGCCACGUGUCCCCUGCUCACCCGCCAAGCCCUGCUCAGUUACGCUUCAAGUUGGAACCUCAUCCACUUCAAGUACAUCGGCUACUCUGGUUCCUACCUCAACUUGCCUAGACCUAUAAACAAUCAACUACCAGAGGAAGUGUAUGAUAUAGAUGCAGAGACAGAAAGUGAUAAUGAAGGGCAAGCCGCUAAAGUGGAUGUCGGUACCAAAGAGGGGUACUUGCUCAAAGGACCAGAAAUUGGCUCUGAAAGAAUAUUUAGCAACCUGGCUUCCAAGUCGUUCAAGAAACGAUACUGCUCAAUGCUUAGAGAGGCCGAUGGCACGUAUAUUCUUGAAGUUUAUAAGGAUGAGAAGAAAACUGACACAAAGCUCACAAUCGUUAUGGAUUUUUGUUCGGACGUUGUAAGGAAUCAAAAACGUGGGCGAUUCUGCUUCGAAUUGCGUAUGGCUGGCGGCAAAGGAUACACGUUUGCGACUGAAACAGAAGACGAUAUGAACGAUUGGAUAGCAGCUUUCAAUGGUGCUUUGAAGAAAAAACUGGAUAGCCCAGACGAACAGCAAAGUGAUGAAAUUUUAGAUAAAGAUGCAGACAUGUCCCUAACAGCAGAACCCCCUCCCCCCACGUACGGGACCCUAAAAGGUCUGGAACACAGUAUGAAUCCAUUGCUCAUGCGUUACUCUCGAGAGACUGACAUGUCGAUAGCCGUUGCAAGAAAUGAAUGUCGCGCGAAUAUAUUCAGCUUGCCGUACAAGAGAACGCCGGAGCCUGAACCUCAAUUAGAACCGUUCAAAGAACACUUUGGCCAAAGAAUACUGCUCAAAUGCGAAAGCUUAAAGUUUAGACUACAGGCGCCGAUAGAUGGCGAUAAAGAGUUUCUGUGCCAAGUGGAGCCGUACUUCACUCAUCUCGCUUUGUAUGAUGUAAGGAGUGGAAGGAAACUCACGGAGAACUUCCAUUUCGACUUGAACAAUGAAGCCGUGAGGGAUCUAGUCAAAGAUGACGAGUGUACAAAGUCAUUAGUAGAGAAUUUUAGCUACGAUGUUAAGUUAGAUGUUAAACAAAUACCAGACGAGUGGUUUAGAUCAAAGAAACAGGUACUGUUAUCUGUGAACAAUCCUCAUCCAGAUUUAUUUUUGGUAGUGCGAAUAGACAAAAUACUUCAAGGGCAUGUAAGUCAAGUACUCGAGCCUUAUCAGAAAGCCACUAAAGACCCUCGCCUUGGGCUCAAAGUGCAUAAAACCGUGCAAGCAUACGCCAAUAGAGUCGGCAAUUACAGGAUGCCGUUUGCUUGGACUGCUAAACCUUUGUUCAGAAUGUAUAGCAACGAUUUGGACACCACGCCCGAGUUUCCCGCGCUGUACCGACAGGAGCCGAACAAGAUGUCGGAUGAAGACCUUCUGAAGAUACUCUCUGACUUCCGCAAACCUGAGAAGCUGGCCAAACUAACGGUUGUGCCGGGCUGGCUGAGUAUUAACGUGCAACAGUCCAAUGAACUUGUACCCAAUUGCAUGACAAGCGCGUACGCAGCGUUGAAGCCUUUCCCACUUCCUCCUACAUCGCCGCUCACGCUAGAACUGGCCACGUUGAACGUGGAACCAGAGCAACCGUACGCAGCGUACGUGCACCAUCUGUAUGUACGACCAUUGGCCUUGAACUUCGAGUCGCAGAGGGUAUUCGCGCGGGCGCGGAAUAUCGCCUGCUCCAUCGAAUUAAGAGACAGCGAUACUGGAGAUAAUACACCUUUGCAGGUGGUGUACGGCAGAACAGGUAUGACGUCACAGUACCGGUGCUCCGUGCUGCACCACAACGCCAGCCCGGCGUGGAGCGACGAGGCCAAGAUCCGCCUCCCCGCCACCAUCACCCCCCAGCAUCAUCUGCUGUUCACCUUCCAUCACAUCUCCUGUGAUAUCGCCAAGAAGAACGAUGCCAAUGUGGAGACUUGCAUUGGCUAUGCUUGGGUGCCAUUACUGAAGAAUGAUAAAUUCGUCGAUGAAUUAGUAAUCUUGCCAAUCGCCACGCAUCUACCGUCCGGAUAUCUUGCUAUUCAGCCCUUGGGUCUAGGAAAAGGAAAUGCGGGCCCGGAAGUGGUGUGGGUGGAAGCGGAGAAGCAACUGUUUCGUUGCCAGUUGGUGCUGGAGUCCACCGUGGCGACCCGCGACAGCCAGCUGCACAAGCUGUUCAGCCAGGCCGAGCGGCUGCUGCGCUGCAGCGCGCCGAGCUCCUCGCCCGCGUCGCCGCCCUGGAAUGACGUCUGCAACGCCCUCAAGGCAGCCCACGCGAUCAAACUGAGCUCGCUUAUCGCUUUCUUGCCUACGAUUUUUAAUCAACUUUUUGAGUUAAUGACUUAUGAAAAAAGUUACACGCAAGAUAUGGGCUAUCAAAUCGUGAAGUUGAUUGUGCAUUUUGUUCAUAUGAUACACGAUUAUGGCCGAAAGGACUUACUAGAUAGCUAUGUUAAGUACGUAUUCAACUGCGUGGAGUUCAAACUGCACACGGCGCUGACGGCGCCGCUGCCGCAGUUCGCGGGCCCGGGCCAGCAGGACUUCCUGCUCGGACACAAGUUCAUGCAGUACUCCAGUUUCUUCUUCGACAUCAUCGUCAAGAGCAUGGCCCAGUACCUCAUCAACACUGGGAGAAUCAAAAUGUCACGCCAUGAGAGGUUUCACUCAGACCUGUUGGAGAAUAUAGACAAGUUAUUCAGUGUGGUGGAGCCAGCAUAUAUACUGCAGCAGCCUAUGCAAACACAUAUUUUUAACAAGAAUCUUGCCCUCUUUCUCAAGUCGUGCUUAUCAUUCAUGGACCGUGGCUUCGUGUUCCGCCAGAUAAAGAAGUAUCUAGAUAAAUUCAACGCGUGCGACCCCAAGGCGCUGUUCGACUUCAAAUUUACGUUCCUGCAAACUAUUUGCUCCCACGAGCAUUUCGUGCCAUUCAACUUGCCACUACAAGCCAAUGUUCUUACCAAAGAUUGUGAUGAAGAUCCAGCGAAGCUGUGUCUAACGGAAGAGUUCACUAUGCGACAUUUUCUUGCUGGGACCCUAUUAAAACAUGUGGAGCAAUCGCUGCGAGAGGCCCCGCAGAAGCGGCGGCUGUCGCUGGGCGUGCUGCGCGCGCUGCUCACCAAGCACGAGCACGACGACCGCUACCGCGCGCGCGCGUGUCGUGCGCGCCUGGCCUUGCUCUACGCGCCCUGGCUUACUCUUGUUUUAGAAAAUGCCCACCGUCUCGUAACGAAAUCCCUCGCUAGUCCCGUGUUAGAAAACGGCCAUGAUAAAGUUGACGGCGAUCUUACGAAUAUCAACCUAGCGGUCAAUGUGCAGAAGGAUGUGACGUCAGCAAAUAGCACGCCAAGACGAAACCGAUUGACUCUCCACUUUGAACAUACGCCAGUCCGAAAUUCUGCCCAUUUCAAGGACCCACCGGUUAUACAAAAUCAUAUGUAUGGAAAAGAUCACGCAAACAAUAUGUCACAAAGUUCGCUAGAAUCUGUGUCGACUAUGUCUGGAGGGGACUCGCUUCCUAGAAAUAUGGGGCGGCUAGACUUGGCGGAGAUUGGGGAUCAAGUCAACAGAUUUGGUGUGAUGUCGCCCGAGGAGGUGCGCGAUGUGCUUUUGUGUUUCCUGUUUGUUUUGAAGUACUUAGACGAGGACAGACUGGUGGAAUGGUGGAAAACUCACACGCCUGCGCAGCAGCAGUCAUUCUUCAAUGUGUUAGAAAUAUGCGCCGAACAAUUCCAGUACGUAGGCCGUAAAAGGAUUCUGUCAGAACUGAAAACGUCUACCCCCGAUUGCAACGGGAAGCCUAAACCAAUCAAAGCGCGCACGCUACCGGCGCGCAUGAGCCCGCCAGAUUUCUCCAAAGAACCACCCAUCAUUGUGGAGAAGAAUAACACUGUCAAUCGGGAGAAUCUCGUUCCUAACACCGUUACUUCAGAACUAGAAUGUAUAGCUGAACACACCGUCCUCUCCGCCGCAUCUCUCGCCACUGAAGUGGGCCUCACGCUGAUAGACCGAUGCUGUCUGUUCAUGAAGAACUUGGGUGCCGCCGACGGGCUGGCGGUGAAGCCUUACCUCAAGCUUCUCCAGUUUCCUCAGAGCGAGACGCUGUACAAGCAUCUGUUCGCGGCACUCAGGGCUUACAUCAACCAGUUCUCAGAAACGCUGUUUGAAGGUGGCAGCACAUUAUGCGCAGGAGUAGUAAGCGCGGUAGUAAAAUUAUGCGAAGCACGGGCCGCGUGGUUACGAAGAGAAGCCGCGGCGGCACUGUACCUACUCAUGCGCGCCAAUUUCCAACAUGGCGCCGGGGGAAAUCUCACUCGCGUUCAUUUACAGGUUAUAAUAGCAGUGUCCAAACUGCUCGAUAACUCAACGGCACUCAACUGCAAGCGCUUCCAAGAAUCUCUAUCUGUGAUCAACUGCUUUGCGACCGGCGACAAAGCUAUGAAAGGAACCGGCUUGUCAAACGAAGUUGCUGAGCUAAUGAGGCGUGUGCGCACUGUUGUUGGCGCACGAGCGAGAUUGGCUGGUGGGGGAGGAUCGGGCGGAGUGCAAUUGGCAGAGUUGCAACACGCGUUAGCGGCGUCAUGUCGCGCGACGCCGCGCCUGCGACACGCCUGGCUGGCCACGCUCGCCGACCACAACGCACGGCUACACGACCAUGAUGAGGCGAUGUGUUGCCAGUUGCACAUAGCCGCUCUGAUAGCAGAGUACUUGAAGUUGCGCGGCACACAGACGUGGGGCUCGGACGUAUUCGAAGAGAUCUCCAAGAACAUACCGCGAGACGAGACUGGGCUAAAAAUCGAUGAAGGCGUGGUCGAAGUUCACUACAACGAACAAGCUCUCUUAGACCAGCUGAUGAUCUGCACAGAAUACGUAGACAAAGCAGAGCGCUACGAACUCCUAGGCCCUCUCUACCGCCUCAUCGUACCUAUAUACGAACGCCGCAAAGACUACCAAGCCUUACUCGCCUGCUACCAACACCUUACCAAAGCCUACGCAAAAGUAAUCGAAGUAACAAACUCAGGAAAACGACUCUUAGGCCGGUUUUAUCGAGUAGCCUUCUUCGGGAAAGCGCAUUUCGGAGAAGACGAAGAAGGAGUUGAGUUUAUUUACAAGGAACCAAAGCUGACGUCGCUGAGCGAGAUAUCGGAGAAAUUGCAGAAUUUCUACGAGCAGAAGUUUGGUGUUGGUCCUGUCAAAAUUAUUAUGGAUUCGGCACCGGUGAACCGCGACGAGCUAGACAGUAAGCUAGCGUACAUCCAAGUGACAUGGGUGCGGCCGGCCCCGUGCGGCGUAGCUGCGGCCACGGCCAGUGCCGAGGGCUCCUUCGAGAGGGUGCACAAUGUCAAGCGGUUCACGUUCGAGACGCCCUUCACUAGGGACGGCGCCGCCAGGGGGCCUGUACACCAUCAGAGGUUACGGAUCACUACUCUCACAGCUGAGAACUGGUUCCCGUACGUGAAGCGUCGCAUUCCCGUGGUGGAGACCCAAGUUGAGGAGAAGAGUCCCAUAGAAGUGGCCGUGUCUGAGAUGGAGAGCCAGGUCACCGAGCUAGCGGAGAUCGUCAACUCUAAAGCGCCUGAUAUUAAGAAACUACAACUAAGGCUCCAGGGCAGCGUAUGCGUGCAAGUGAAUGCGGGUCCGCUCGCGUACGCGAACGCCUUCCUCGACCCCACGCUGGCGCCCAUGUACCCAGAUGAAUUAGUCGACAAACUCAAGGCUACGUACAAGGAAUUCCUAACAGUGUGCCACUCGGCGCUACAACUCAACGCCAAGCUGAUCAGCUCCGACCAGGUGACGUACCACGAGGCUUUGGAAACCAACUACUACAAGCUUAGCGAUUCACUAUCCACCAUCCUCGGCCAGCCAUUACACGAUAUACUAGUCAACGGGAACCUCAGCACGACAGUCACCGGCGUCGAAUUAGAAUCUAGCAACGCAUAGAAAUAUCUAAAACUUUCUAGAAUGAACGACAUGAUGCCUAAAGUCAUAGGAACUGGGAAAAGGCCAGAAGUUUUGGCAUAAUUUGAAAGUAUUUAAGUUUUUGAAUCGAUAUAUAACCAUAUUUGUUAGUCGUUUUACGCAGGAUUGCCCGUGUUUUCGUUUAAAUAAGACCCUAAACAUAUAUCGUAUCAUUAAAUUGAUUCGUAACCUAUCCUGUGAUUGCAACACAAAAAGAUUUUUUCUGUAGAACUGCGUUAAAAAACGACCACUUUAUAAUAAUAAGAUUAGUCAAUUACAAAUUCCAUCCUGACCGACGGAUCCUUACAGCAUCGUAAUAAAAUAAGAACACACUUUUAGAACAAAGCGCCAUUUAUACUUGAACAAAAAGGAGCACAAGUUUUUUUACUUAGAUAGGAUUUUAUACUUUUCUGUUGAUAAACCUAAGAAAUCAUUAGUAACACGUUUACUAUAAUUGCCAUUGUUAAUUGUAAUGUAGUUAAGAACAUGAAUCUUAUACUCGAUAUACAUUAUCAACAACUUUUUGUCAUAAACAUGUAAAAUAUCAAAACAUAUGUGUAAAGUUUGACAUAUCCACGUGUAUUUAGAUUUUUUUAGUUACAAUAUUAUAAAAAAUACAUCAAAACUGAAUUCUUUAAAACUGAUUCUUUUAACCUUUUUCGAUUUGUUGAAUUUUAAUUUUCUAAAUAGAUUUCUUCAAUAUAUUUUUGCAAUAGCAGCUUAGUAAGUAUAUAUUUUCUUAACUAUGUAACGAAAGACUGGACUUAAAAUCUGAGGUAGUUGUCAAAAAAUUCUUACUAUAGUUUAAACUGCAAAAAGCUAAAAAUAAAUUCGAUAUCUCAUACUAAAUUCGAUAGUUCAUAUUAGGUAAUGUUCUUUUAGAAAAGUUUAUGGACCGAGUUGCCAUUAAAAGAUUUAUAACGUUUUUCAACUGAUAACCUCAUUUUUUGGUUUUUGCUAUAAUUUUAUGUACAUUUUGGAAAAGUGUUAUGUCCAAAUUAUAAUCGUAAUAAUAAGUUAGUAUUUAAUAUUAUAGAAUGGUUUUCUUAAUCGUAUUUUUAAUUAUUUUUGUAGUUUCCAUUGGGUUACUAAAGAAAAUACUUUUUGACAUAGUUUUGUUUAAAACAGGAAUUGAGUGUAAUGAGAUAAUACUAUGCGUGAACUAGUUUUAUGCACAAAGAUUUUAUGUUUGUUUAAUUUAUUUUGUUAUUUUUUAAUUAUUUACGUACAAAUCCUAGAGAUAAUGUCUUCAUGCAUUAUAUUAUUGAGUGAAAUCACCUUUUAUCUUUCGGUGGACUUUUAUCGAUCGUUUUAGUGAGUGUUGAAAUGAGGUAAACAUUUAAAAAUUAGGAAAAACAUAUUAGACGAUUUUAACAAGACGAUAUUUACGUCUGCCAUAAACCAAGCGCCUAUAGGCUGCAACCCUCUAUAGUCUCCGGCCUCAACUAUAAAAUAUACAACUUUUACGUAUUUUAAUCCAAAAUUUAAUUAAUAUGAAUCCACAGAUUUUACAUUUUAAGCUGUACCUGGUCAAGUUACUGAUACUUUUUACUCUGUUCAUUCCAGCCUGUAUAUUUUUGGUUUAUUUGUUUUAAAUUCUAAAUAUUGAAGUUUUGUAGCGUGAAAAGAAUGCGACGUAGAAAUAUCAUGGUUUUAUUCCUGUUUUAUUAUACAAAAACUGCAAAGCAUUUAUUAUGUACUUAAGAUAUUAAGUUUUUAUUUACUGACGAUCGAAAAUCACACAAAAAGCCAUACGUAAAUUAAGCAUAAGAGAUAAAAAUGCUACCGUAGCCAGUUUUCAUCUUGUUAUUGGCAACUUUUGUAUCUUCUACUACCUGUAUAAUCAUAUUGUAACUUCACUGUUUUAAUACAUUUUUAAAUAUUUAA
Messenger RNA from Plodia interpunctella (Indianmeal moth), 8265 nucleotides. RefSeq names its product Zizimin (gene Ziz). Gene Ontology annotation, molecular function: guanyl-nucleotide exchange factor activity. Gene Ontology annotation, biological process: small GTPase-mediated signal transduction; positive regulation of GTPase activity. The coding region runs from base 190 to 6360 and encodes 2056 amino acids. The record is from RefSeq and is a predicted model, not a curated record. Lineage: Eukaryota; Metazoa; Arthropoda; Insecta; Lepidoptera; Pyralidae. The transcript has 34 exons.